CUUUUGUCAACACACAACUUUUUGAUAAUUUCAACAGAUUAGCAUCGCAAUUCCCGUCUUCAUCUCAUUUUCUCUCAAUUUUUCGCUUUUGAUUUUUUCGUUUGCUUGCCGGAGAUACAGAUUUCAGCCAAGAAAUCGAACGAAACUUCAGUUUUGGUCUCCUCCUUCCCUGCCGCCGACUCUCAGUUUUUCGUGACUAUAAUGUCGACGAGCUCGUUCAAGCAAGAGCAUGAUUUUGAAAAGAGACACGCUGAGGCUGCCCGGAUUAGAGAGAAGUACCCAGACAGAAUUCCAGUAAUUGUGGAGAAGGCAGAGAGAAGUGAUAUUCCCAACAUUGACAAAAAAAAGUAUUUAGUGCCUGCUGACCUGACUGUUGGUCAAUUCGUUUAUGUUAUCCGGAAGAGAAUAAAACUGAGUGCAGAAAAAGCAAUUUUCAUAUUCGUGGACAAUGUGCUACCGCCAACAGGGUCUCUCAUGUCUGCAAUCUACGAUGAGAGGAAGGAUGAGGAUGGCUUUCUCUAUGUUACGUACAGUGGAGAGAACACAUUUGGGUGACACCCACAAAAGUAUGCAGUUUCCUGCUCUCUCUCCUUGUUUAUUAUUGUCUUUAUCAGUCUCCCACAACCCAUUGUUAAUCUUUGUUACUGUUUGUGCCAAACGUAUGCCAAAUCGCGUCUGUAAAUAAAUUGUAUAGUCGAUGACAGACUUUUUAUAUAUAUAUAUAUAUAUAUAUAUAUCCUCUGAUAAACUUUGAGGCCAUAGUCAUUAUUUCAACUUGUAAUCCAGUUGAAUUGUACCUAAUGAAGUGCUAAAAGUUGUAAACUCUAAAGCUUUGAUGGCCUUGAUUCAGAUUUGAAGUUCGAAAUGAACAUAUUGAACUGAUCAAA
Cucurbita pepo subsp. pepo (vegetable marrow) is the source of this 887-nucleotide messenger RNA. RefSeq names its product autophagy-related protein 8f. The record is from RefSeq and is a predicted model, not a curated record. NCBI's taxonomy places the organism in Eukaryota, Viridiplantae, Streptophyta, Magnoliopsida, Cucurbitales, Cucurbitaceae.